AAUUUACAGGCUGGUGCGCCGGACGCCUUAUCCGCAGGUGCGACUCCGUAAUUGCCGCGCGUGAGCCGGCUGGCGCUGCGUUUCUUGCCGUCGGAAAAUUUCGGACGGCCGCACCUCGAAAAAAUGGGCAGCCAUGCGCGACGAUAAAAGGGCAGCCAUGAAAAUAUACUUUUUGUGGCUGCUGGCCGCGGCGCGGGCCCAGUACGACCCGACGUCCACCCCGGCGCCGCCCACCUACGGACCAACCCUAGCACCCACAUGGACGAAGAAGCCGACGACCGCGUCACCCACAAAGACGCCGACGGCGCCCACAUCGUUCCCGACGUCGCUGCCCACGCCCGCACCGACGAUCACACCAAAGCCCUCAAUUAGUUUUGAACCGACACCACGACCUUCACAUGUCCCGACGCCGCGACCUACUCAUACGCCUUCAUCGAUGCCGACGACCGCGACGCCGACGACCGCCGUACCAAGCCCCGUGCCGUCGCCGCAACCGACCGCUUCAUUUAUAGAAGUCGUCGAAAUCGGCACGGCCAUGGCUUGUAUUGCGCACGUGCCUUGUCUCGUGUCCUGGCGGACCUCAGGUGCAGAGGCGGACUGCAACAAAGUGACGCUGACCGUACGCCUCAACGACGGGCCCUGCGACACGAAGCAGUGCGACUGGGUCCUGACGGAGCAGGCCCCGAACGACGCGACGCCGUCGACGAAUAUUGUUGUGGAGGGCGACGUUGACGAUGGGUCGUUGUAUGAGCUAGUGGCGUGGUGCCCCGGUUCGAACCUGGAGCUGAAGCACGUCCAAGCCUUCUCCUUGUUGACGACGCCGGCGCCGACGCCGGCGCCGUCGCCGGCACCUACGCCGAGACCGACGCCGCGGCCGACGCGACUGCCGACACCUCUGCCGUCGCAAGCACCAUCGCAAGCACCGACGCCAGGACCGUCCCAGGUCCCUUCCCCAAACCCGACGCCGUCGCCCGUCCCGGCGAAGGCCCAACCCAUGUCCUUCGUCGACGCUGCCGGCGGGCCGGCCGCGAUGGGCGGCGCCGGUGCAGCUUUAUUCAUACUAGCGGGCCUGUUCGCCCUUUACAAAAGGCGGAAGUACAAGAAGCAGUACGCGCGAGAACAGGACGAGGAGGCGCCCUUCGACGUCGACUCGCCUCGACAAACGCCGCGGCCUCCAUUAAUGCCGCCGCCGCCGCCGCCGCCCUCGAACCUCGUCGACGACAAUGAUCUCGAAGCUGAUUUUGAGGAGUGGGACUACGCGGACGAGACCAUGGGCGACGAGGCGAAAGAAAGGCCCUUGGACACGCCGUCGCCUCGACGGAACUCGGUGACGUCCUACGUAGCGAGACGGAAAGGCCGACUCGUCGAGUGGCGUCCUGAUGGGUCCGCCUUCGUGAAGUGGUCCGAAGGUGAUCGCUUCGCGCAUGCUCUCGUGCGAGUUUUGAAAUUACCCCCAGACCAGGGCAAAGCACCACCCACAAAAGGCGUGCGGCCGGGCGAGUCCAUGUGGGUCGGUUCCGCGCAACAAGGGUUCGACAUACCUUCCGUGCAACUAUCGGACGACUUGCGGGCGGCGGUCGAGCGCGCCGACAUGUGGCCCUUUUCUCAGAGGUUAACUGCCAUGAGAGAAACUCUAGAGAAGCUGAGAGUACCCUACGCUACGGGACGAGUGGAGCUGAAAGUAAAACGGAGUGAUUGUUAUGGUGGUGCGCGAAAGGCCUUUGCGAAACUAGCGCCCAAAGCAUGGCGCAUGAGCUGGUUCCUCAAGUUCGAUGGUGAAAGCGGUCUAGAUGCGGGCGGUUUAUCUCGAGACUUCUGGCGGUUAUGUUUAGCGAAGGCCUUUGACGAGAACAAUGGCUUGUUCCGACCGAGCGACGCAGGAAAUACGACUUAUGAUGUUGUUGGAAUAAGAGGCAUCAAGGACAAAGACGAGCGCUCGAACAAGCUAUUAGAGUAUCGCUUCGUCGGUAGGUGUCUCGCGAAGUGCCUCUUCGACAAUCAUAUCAGCCUGGAGGCGUCGCCGAACGUAAAAAUUUUGAAGUAUCUGGUGGGCGAGCCGAUCAUCUUCGACGACUUGCGGCUCGUGGAUGAAGAGUUGUGGACCUCCUUAAAUCAACUGCGGAAGAUGCCCGCCGAGGAUUUCCAGCAUCUGUGUCUGACCUUUGAGGUCACGAGAAAAACGGUAAGUGGCACGGAAACGGUCAAAUUGAAAAAGGAUGGCGACCGAAUCCCGGUCAGCAAGGGCAACGUGAACGAGUUCAUCCAUUUGAGGCUGCGGGAGGCGGUCUACGGGUGCCAUAGGGAUGCCUUGACAGCGUUGUUGGCUGGGUUUCAUGAAUUGGUGCCACCAGCAGCCAUGUUGUUAGUCACGGCUCGCGAGCUCGAAUUAGCUUUGUGCGGCACGCCGACGCUGGAUCUAGACGAGUGGAAGAAGCACACGGUCUACAAGGGCGCGUUCGCGAACGACCGCGCGGAGCAUCCCGUGACCCGAGCCUUCUGGCAGGUCGUCGAGCGGUGGGACGAUGAAAGACGCGCUCGAUUGCUGCAGUGGACCACCGGAUCCGCACGAUUGCCGGUCGGGGGCUUCGCGCAAUUGCAACAAAGGGACGGCGUCUCGCGGUGCUUCUGUUUGACGUCGAUACCCGUGAGCCAGGCGACGUACCCGCGCGCGCACACGUGCUUCAACCGCAUCGACCUGCCGUUGUACGACCGGCCGGCGAACGAGAUGCCGCGCGCUUUGGAAUUUGUCAUCACGAACGCGACUGCGGAGUUUUCGAUGGACUAAUUUGUAUCUAUCUACUAAGGUUAAAAAUAAAGUUAUAA
Molecule: messenger RNA, 2823 nt
Organism: Pelagomonas calceolata
Lineage: Eukaryota; Pelagophyceae; Pelagomonadales; Pelagomonadaceae
Source: the annotation of a GenBank genome assembly